CAGAGUAGGACGGCGCUGUUGCUUUCAGUCGCCAAGCCGUCAGAAACGUUUUCGUCUCUCCUACGGCGAAACGCGUGUACAUGCGCGACUAGAAGGAAAAAAAACAACAUUCUGCGCGUUUAAACCGAUAGGAGCGCUCAGAAAGGCGUUUUUAAUCACGCGCUGAUCGCUCUGAGGAGCACACACAAGUUUCCUCAUCAUUGCUUCCCUGGACUUUACUUUUUUUACUCGCUUUUUUUUUUUUACUUCUGAAGCGGAGCGCUGCCUGCGCGACAGCCCGAGGACCCGGCGUUGACAUCUGCUGCUCGGGUCGCUGCCCUCCCUGCGCGUUCGCCGCAUGUCAAGGAAAUGGCAGCAGCACUCAGUGGACGAAACCCAGGGGGUCGUGGACAAAACCCGCGGAAAGGUCGAAUUUUGGGCAUCAUUGAUGCGAUCCAAGAUGCCGUCGGGCCCCCGAAACAGGCUGCUGCCGAUCGAAGGACCGUGGAGAAGACCUGGAAACUCAUGGACAAAGUGGUGAGGCUGUGUCAAAACCCAAGGCUGCAACUGAAGAACAGUCCUCCGUACAUUCUGGACAUUUUGCCCGACACUUACCAGCAUCUGCGGCUCAUACUCGGCAAGUACGAGGAAAACCAGCGGCUGGCCCAGCUCAGCGAGAACGAGUACUUCAAGAUCUACAUCGAUAGCCUGAUGAAAAAGUCCAAACGAGCCAUCCGCCUGUUCAAGGAGGGCAAGGAGAGGAUGUAUGAGGAGCAGUCACAAGACAGGCGGAACCUCACCAAGCUCUCCCUGAUCUUCAGCCACAUGCUGGCUGAGAUCAAGGCCAUCUUCCCAAGCGGCCAGUUCCAGGGGGAUACCUUUCGCAUCACAAAGGCAGAUGCUGCCGAGUUCUGGAGGAGAUUCUUUGGUGAAAAGACUAUUGUGCCAUGGAAGGUCUUCCGGCAGUACUUGCAGGAAGUGCAUCCCAUCACGUCCGGCCUGGAGGCCAUGGCCCUCAAGUCCACCAUUGAUUUGACCUGCAAUGACUACAUCUCCGUUUUUGAAUUCGAUAUCUUCACGAGACUCUUCCAGCCCUGGGGCUCCAUCCUGAGGAACUGGAACUUCCUGGCUGUGACUCACCCCGGCUACAUGGCCUUCCUGACCUAUGACGAGGUGAAGGCGCGACUACUCAAGUACAUCAACAAGCCUGGCAGCUACAUCUUCAGGCUAAGCUGCACCCGCCUGGGCCAGUGGGCCAUCGGCUACGUGACCAACGAUGGCAACAUCCUGCAGACCAUCCCACACAACAAGCCCCUGUUCCAGGCUCUCAUUGACGGCUGUAGGGAGGGCUUUUACCUGUUCCCCGAUGGACGCAGUUACAACCCGGAUCUUACAGGUCUGUGCGAGCCCACUCCUCACGACCACAUCAAAGUCACGCAGGAGCAAUAUGAGCUCUACUGCGAGAUGGGGUCCACCUUCCAGCUGUGCAAGAUCUGUGCGGAGAAUGACAAGGACGUGAAGAUCGAGCCUUGUGGACACCUCAUGUGCACGUCCUGUCUCACGGCAUGGCAGGAGUCAGAUGGUCAGGGCUGCCCGUUCUGCCGCUGUGAGAUCAAGGGCACGGAGCCGAUCAUCGUGGACCCUUUCGACCCACGCAACGAAGGCGCCAAGUGCAUCUUCAUGGACCAUUUCACCUCGCCCAUGUUGGACCUGGAUGACGACGACGACCGCGAGGAGCCACUGCUUGGCCUGGUGUCCGUGCGCAAGUCUGCAGACCGUCAGAACUCUCCAGUGAUGUCGCCAAACUCGUCACCGCUGGCCCAGCGAAGGAAGCCCCUCCAGGACCCUGCAAACAUCCAGCAUCUGAGCCUGCCGCCUGUGCCCCCUCGACUGGACCUCAUCCAGAAGGGUGCGAUCCGCUCCCCGUCAGCCAGCCCCACCGGCUCCCCCAAGUCAUCUCCCGGGAUGCCCAGGAAGCAGGAUAAGCCCCUUCCGGCUCCUCCGCCCCCACAGAGGGACCCGCCUCCACCGCCACCCCCUGAGAGGCCGCCUCCCAUGGCCCUGGACAGCCGUGUUGCCUGGGGCCCCACUCCCGCUACAGGCUUGCCCAGAGACCCUCAGCUGCCCCCUGAAGCCUGGUGUCCCAAAGAGAGCCCCCUGACAGAAUGCCGGAUCGGCACCGACCGCUCCCCCAAGCUGGGCCACUCCGCUCCCUCCCACUUGAACGGACGGCUCCACCCCCGCUCAGAUGGCCCUAGUGACGUGGGCAAGCCCUUCCCCAACGGCCUGCUGACCUGUGAGGAGUACGACGUCCCCCCCUUGCGGCACUCCCCUCCCCCGCCUGCCCACACCAGCGGCCCAAAGAACCCCAACCCCUUCACGAACCCCAUCAUCGAGAGGCCCCGCGCCGUGAUGGACCGUGAGGAAGAUGAGUACCAGAUCCCCUCGUCCCACCCCAUGGUGCUGACCCAACCCCCGGUCUGCAUCUCUGUCCACAUCCCUACCAGGAGCCUAGAGAACAGCCCGUUCAUCAACGGCUCCUCAGAGCACUGUACAGAGGGACAGCGUCUCAAGGCCUUGGAGAGUGGUGCUCACUUUGAGUGUGUGCCGUCACAUGCGGCCCUCUUGCCCCUUCAGCACAGGACGCCCUCAGACUACGACAUUCUACUGCCCCCUACAGCAGCGGAGGACCUCUUCAACAACCUGCCUCCAUCACAGCCGCCGCCUCCCCCUCCGCCCAUCCGCCACAGUUUGUCAGAUCUGUCUUCGUCGCCAUCCUGCACCCGGGCCCCCCGUCCCGCUUCGGACCCUGACCCGUUCCUUCUGCACACUGAUCACUUUCCGGACUUACUGAGCGGGACGCCGCAGCCCCCAGUAAGGAGGCAGACGGGGGACAACAUGAAGCCGCCGUCACGAGGCUGCCAAGAGUACGACCAGCUCCCACCCAACAAAGUGGCAGCUGACAGCGUACAGGCACCGGCCCGGCCGCCUAAGCCCAAGCCGCGAAGGACCCCUCCGGAAGUCCAUCAGAGGAAGGUGCAGAGCCAGGAGCCAGGCGGAGAAAACGUGGAUGCAAAGAUCGCCAAGCUGAUGGGCGAGGGUUACUCCUUCGAGGACGUGAAGCGGGCUUUGAUGAUUGCCCAGAACAAGGUGGACGUGGCCAGGAACAUCCUGAGAGAGUUUGCGCUGGUGGCCCCCCGUCUGAACCUGUGAGCCUCCCGAGAGCCAAGCGGGGCGUCCGGUGCGCACUGGUGCCAUCAGAGGCGAGGAGAAUCCAUGCAGCUGUCCGGCGUGGACCUUGAGCUGCGCAAAGCUAGUUGGCCCCGGCUUUACAGAGGGGCCAUACUGUGGGGGUGGGAUGGGGGAUGCCUGUGAAAAAUCGUUGUUUACAGUGAGCCGCUGGCUAUUUGUUGCUGCCGUGUGGUGAGCUUGCUGGUGCCGGCGCACCGUCUCACUCCUCUUCUGCUGCUGGUGCUGCCUUAAGGCCCCGGCCUCUGCAUGCGAGGUGCCGGGGUCGCCUAUGGGCUCCAUCAUAUCCGUAGUGUCCUUCGUAAUGUUACUUAAUCUUUCUACGCUUUAAAUGAGCGCAACGAUGUGUCGAUGAGGCUGCCCCAAGAGUACGGAGGACCGGCAGGAAAGAGCUGUAAUGCACGUGGCCUUCACUACUGAAUCUGGAGUGUUUUCUCGGCAAACACAAGACAAGCUCUGCUCUGAACGCAGAGCGCACCAUCUCGUCAGAAACCUUUCACUCCUCUCCCUUUUCGUCACACGACGUUUACUUGAGCAGCUUCCGGGGUCAUUUUUGCUGCUUUUUCCUUUGACGAGUAAAACGCUUUACAUUUGCAGAAUGCGAAUCCUCCAAAAGCCUGUUUCCUCGUGUCUGCGAUGCAUCGCUCGAGCGACCCGCGAGACCGUGUUCUCUCGGCAAGACGCGCUUCGCCGAGGAAGACGCAGGGACUGCUGUCUGCGGAGGAAUUCCUGGGCUCCAUUGGGAUGGUCACCCUCACCAACGUAGGAUGUGGAUCAGCCAGACGUGCUGCGGUUGGUUCUCCGGCAACCGUUUCUGAAUGUACCAGGGAAGAAGAGCGAACCACUCGUCAACCCCACAUUUCUCUGAAUGUAUUAUGGGGAAAAAAAAGAAAGGUGUUGGGUGGCCAUUUUUCCAUGUCAUUUCAGCUGAAGCACCAAACUGCAGUGUGGUUCGUGUUGUCAAUGUUCUAUUUAUAAAACCUUCUCUGACUCUGUGUGUGGAGAAGAUAGAUGCAGUGAAAUGGGUCGUGUGCUUCAAGUGCCAAAAUUGGGAGCAGAUAAUGAGAACAGUUUUCAUUUUGCAGUCGACUGGUUUUGUUUUGGAAGGGAAACGUUUGGAUGCACAGUGGUUACGCUGGGAUUUGGGAGGCGGAAGUGGCUUCUCGGGGCCACGUGAGCUGUACAGCUGGUUAAACCGCUGUAGAUUUGGAAGGAGACGAGAAGCGAAUCCCACUGGACAGGUACAGAGGACUGCUGUGUGCAGUGAUGGGAUACCGCCGUUAGCCUUUUCAACACGGGGUGCAGGUCUCUGUAAAGAACGUUUACACUUUCUCUUUGGUGUCCUACAGUUUCUCAAUCAAAGUAAAGAAUGCACAUAUUUAAUAUUCUCUAGUUUGUCAUUUCUGUGGACCUGUGUUUACCUUCGCAAACUAUUCCAAAUACCGCAGCGUUUAUUUCGAUCAAGAUUUUUCCAGCUCGUUUUUCCCUUAGCCGUGGAUUAGGCGGGCGAGCGGCGGAGAACCUGGACCUAAUGCUCAUGUGAGCGGAGCUUCACCGUCAACUCACCUGCACCUAUUUAUUACGUGGACUUUGCUCUGUUGCCAUACCAUUUGCAUUUGGACUCCUGCGUUCAGGUUUAUAGCGGUAACUUAAAGGUUUAUUUUGCACUGGUCCGUUGUUUUGUCUUAAACUUGAAAGUGUGAAAUUGAUGGUGGCUUUUCUGCUCCAUCCGGCCUUCAAGAAGUGGGUGGCCUACUUCAGGUUACAGCAAGUCUGUUCUUAUUCUUUUUCCAAUUUCUUUUUUGUAAGGAUUUUUUUUUUGGUCAGAAAUGAUGCCUUGUGUAACAUGUAAAACAGUGACGUGUGCAAUUAAUUUAUACUUUAUUAAAGCCUUCUCUUGGUAUUUUUUCAUUGUUCAGUAAUUAACCUUCUCCCCAUUAUUGUGAGGAAAAGUUUAUA
Messenger RNA from Scleropages formosus (Asian bonytongue), 5187 nucleotides. It is a transcript of the gene cblb, whose product is annotated as Cbl proto-oncogene B, E3 ubiquitin protein ligase. The coding region runs from base 349 to 3192 and encodes 947 amino acids. Gene Ontology annotation, molecular function: calcium ion binding; SH3 domain binding; ubiquitin protein ligase activity. Gene Ontology annotation, cellular component: membrane raft; plasma membrane. The transcript is spliced from 19 exons. Lineage: Eukaryota; Metazoa; Chordata; Actinopteri; Osteoglossiformes; Osteoglossidae. The record is from RefSeq and is a predicted model, not a curated record. Gene Ontology annotation, biological process: cell surface receptor signaling pathway; negative regulation of epidermal growth factor-activated receptor activity.